AUGGAUAGUGAACAGGCGAUGCGGGAGCCGUUCGAUAUUGUGUUGGCCGGUGGUCGAGUCAUAGACCCAGAGACAGGGACUGACGAUGUCAUGGACGUUGCGUUGCGAGGGACGCGUAUCGAGCGAGUUGUUCCUGUUUCUGCAGAGGAGUUGCCGAGCAAGCGCCGUGUGGACUGCACUGGUCUGGUUGUGUGUCCUGGGUUCAUCGACACCCAUGCCCACAGCUCAGGCCACAGGCCCUCGGCACGAAUCCAAGUCAUGGAUGGCGUCACAAUGCAUUUGGAGCUCGAAUUCGGUCACCACCCUGUGGAGGCAUGGUAUGACAGGGUAGCGAGGGAAGGUGGUGCUGUGAUUCACUAUGGUGCAUCCGCUGGACACAUCAUGGCAAGAAUCGCCGCGUUCGAGUGCGAUGAGAAUGCGGCUGUGCCGGACGAGCCCCCCGACAAGCGUGCACGCAGAGAGGAGUUGCGAAGAUCUCGCGGGCUGGACGCCCAAGGCCUCGUUAAUUGCAAUCCCCACUUGCUUUUGGGGUGCGCCUGCUGUGGCGCGCCGUCGCAUCAGAUUGUUGCCACGCGGGACGAUGUGCAGCAGAUCUUGGCAAAUAUCGAGGCCUCGCUUGACCAGGGAGGCUUAGGCAUUGGCAUGGGCAUCGCGUAUACCGAGAAAGCUGACCACGAAGAGGUAUACCGUGUUUUUGAGAUGGCCGCAAGGAGGAAAUGCGUCGUCUUUGUGCACAAUCGCGGUGAGAUGCGGCAGCUCUCAGACAUGCACGAGGUCUUUGCUGAUGCUGCAGCCACUGGUGCUUCCCUUGUUGUUUGCCACAUUGCCUCAAGCACUGGCAACAACGUUAAUCUGCCGCUGACGCUAGAAAUGAUUGAUAGGUUGAACGAGCGAAAUGCGGCAGACAUCACGUGUGAACAGUAUCCUUACACCGCUGGUAUGACAAGAUUGGAAAGCGGGGUAUUCAAUGAUGGUUGGCGGGAGAGGUUGGGUAUUGAUUACAGCGACGUGGAGUGGAUCGGAACUGGCGAGCGCCUCAAAGAUGAGGCUGAUUUUUUGUCCAAACGCGCUGCAACGGGACUGGUUUGCAUCCAUUCCAUCCCCGAUGCCAGCGUCGAUUUGUGUAUGCAACAUCCUAGAUGCUUGAUUGCUUCAGAUGCAAUUCCAUUUGACGAAGAAGGCCGAGGGCAUCCCAGGAGUGCAGGCUGCUUUAGCCGUGUGUUGCGAGUCUACGUGCGAGAAAGGAAGCUCAUCUCGCUGAUGGAAGCCAUUCGCAAGAUGACUCUGGGCCCCGCAAAAAAGCUGGAGCCGAUUUGCUCAGCGUUCAAAGCAAAGGCUCGCAUACAAGAGGGUUGUGACGCUGAUAUUUGUGUAUUCGACCCCGAUCACAUCACAGACAAUGCCACAUUCCAGAGCGCAGCAACUCCUUCCUCGGGCAUCGUUCACGUGCUUGUGAACGGUCAUUUCGUCGUGCAGAACGGAGCGUUCGUCGAGUGCGCUGUUGGCUAUGGUGAGCCGAUCCGGGCAGACACGAAACACUGUUUUUCCAAUGCCGCGCAGGCAGAGGUUUUAUGA
This is a messenger RNA of Prorocentrum cordatum, 1575 nucleotides long. Lineage: Eukaryota; Dinophyceae; Prorocentrales; Prorocentraceae. The record is from the annotation of a GenBank genome assembly.